Molecule: messenger RNA, 895 nt
Organism: Hypomesus transpacificus
Lineage: Eukaryota; Metazoa; Chordata; Actinopteri; Osmeriformes; Osmeridae
Exons: 6
Coding region: 65-754 (229 amino acids)
Source: RefSeq, a predicted model, not a curated record
UUCACCGCCAGAACAGUACAACUUUGUCAUCUUUGGGGGAAUAGAUGGCUACUCAAGGAAGGUUAUGUAUCUAAAGGUAGCAGACAAUAACCGCUCUGACACACACUUGGCCUUUUUCACUGAAGCUGUCAAUGAGCAUGGUUUCCCUCUGAGAGUGAGAGGAGAUCAUGGAGGAGAAAACGUGGGAGUUGCUGAACUGAUGUAUAGAGUUCGUGGAACUGAAACCAACAGCUUCAUUGCUGGAAAAAGCGUGCAUAACCAACGAAUUGAGCGCCUCUGGCGUGAUGUGUUCAUGAGUGUUACAGGUGUAUAUUACAACGCCCUGCACACUCUAGAGGAUCAAUACUUGCUCGAUAUCAGCAACAUCCUGCACAUGUUCUGCUGCCACUACGUUUUCCUGCCACGUAUCCAGGCCAGCCUGAAUGUCUUCCAUGAGGCCUGGGAUAACCAUCCCAUUAGGACAGAGCAAAACCUGACACCAAAUCAGUUGUGGCAGGUGGGCCAGGCCUUGAAUCCCGUUGCAGAUCCUCUUCCUGAGGCUAUACUUGUACCAGAAGUCGAAUGGGAGGAGAGCGUCUACAUCAGUGAGCCACACCCUGGUGUCAAUGUCCCUGUGCUGGACAGCCCACUCUCAGAUGAAGAAAUGGUGCAACUUCAAGACGCCAUUGAACCAUUACAAUACUCUGAAAGUUUUGGAGUGGACAUUUAUGUCAACACAGUCCAGUUUGUUGAGAAUUUACUUGAGGCAAGAUAAAUAUAAAAUGAAAUAAUAAUUAUAAGAGUGUCUGAUAAAUGACUGAAAUGUAAAUAAUAAUCAUAAACAUAUCUUAAUGAAACUGCAUAGGUGGCUGUACAUAGAUAACUAUUAAACACCUGCUUGACGAUCAGAAAACAG